AUGCAAUUAGCUUUGGAAUAAGCAAGAUUUGCACUUGAAUCUGGGGAAGUUCCAGUUGGUUGCAUUUUCUACCAUUUGCCAUCUUAAACUGUUGUUGCAAAAUCUCAUAAUCUUACAAAUCAAACUAAAAAUGUAUAUUUUCAUCUAUUACUCAACAUAAAGGCUACAACUCAUUGUGAAAUAAACUGUAUAAAUUAACUAAGCAAUGAGAACAAAAUUAACAUGAUUUAAGAAUGUGUGCUUUACGUGACUGUUGAGCCAUGUUUAAUGUGUGCUCAUGCUCUUAAUCUAGUAAAGAUAAUGAAAGUAAAGUUCGGAUGUGAAAAUGACAAGUUUGGAGGAAAUGGAUCAAUCUUAUCUCUUAAUAAAUUUUAAAACGCUGGUUAUCAAGUGGAGUAAGGGAUUCUUAAAAAUGAUGCGAUUAAGCUUUUGCAGCAAUUUUACGAGCAUGGGAAUGAAAAAGCCCCUGAAAAUAAAAGAUAGAGAAAAAUUUGA
Stylonychia lemnae is the source of this 495-nucleotide messenger RNA. The record is from the annotation of a GenBank genome assembly. NCBI's taxonomy places the organism in Eukaryota, Ciliophora, Spirotrichea, Sporadotrichida, Oxytrichidae.